Messenger RNA from Cryptotermes secundus, 3003 nucleotides. RefSeq names its product thioredoxin-2. The record is from RefSeq and is a predicted model, not a curated record. The transcript is spliced from 4 exons. Gene Ontology annotation, molecular function: protein-disulfide reductase activity. Lineage: Eukaryota; Metazoa; Arthropoda; Insecta; Blattodea; Kalotermitidae. Bases 185 to 502 code for a protein of 105 amino acids.
AGAGUGGUGUGUGUGUUAUAUUGAGUUGUUGGUAGUUGAUUGAAUAGAUAGGCGUUGUUUGCUGAUUCAUUUGGGGAAUUUGAAGGGCAGGCUUGGGAGUUGCGUCUGGCGUAGAGUCAAGGGUAGUCAUUUAACGCGUCUUUCCUGGUAGCGUUAAGUCUAUUUAAUUUAAAUUAUAAGAGCAAUGGCAAUUCACAUUAAAGACUCGAAUGAGUUUGAAACCAAGCUUACAGAGGCAGGGAAUGCCUUGGUUGUUGUAGACUUCUUUGCCCAGUGGUGUGGACCAUGUAAGCUGAUUGCACCCAAAAUUGAGGAGCUUGCUGCAGAGUAUCCAGAUGUUGUUUUCCUGAAAGUUGAUGUAGAUGAAUGUGAGGACAUAGCAUCUGAUUAUGAAAUUACAGCAAUGCCAACAUUUGUUUUUAUUAAGAACAAGAAGAAGGUCGACGCCUUUUCUGGAGCUAAUGCUGACAUGGUGAAUCAGUUCAUAACUAAGUAUAAGUAAUAAUGUACUUAAAGAAACAGAAAUAUAUUCUUUAUGAAGUAUGAAGAUAUGGCAUCAAUUUGUCUGCAUAGUAUAUAGAGUCAAUUUAAUUUUUAAUCACACAUUUUAUGUGUGUGAUACAAGCAACAAAUCGACACAUCAGGCAGUGAUUAUGGAUAAAGAUCAGGGGUUAACACUUCACCUUGUUUAAUGUAUAAUACAUUCUGUGUUUUUCUGCAAAUAGAGUUAUCUGUUUUCUUAGGCAUGUUGUUGUGUGUAUAUAGAAAUGAUGCCAUUUGUGAAGUUCUAGGCAAUGACAUUCAACACAAUUCAGAUGUAAGGGAUUAUAUUUCACAAUGUGAUUUGAUUGUGUAAGCAGGAGGAAAUCCAUAAUGGUUGGCAACUUAAUCUCUGCAGUUUCAUGUUAUUAACUCAUUUGCAUUCAUUAGAUGAUAUCAUUUGUACUAUAGCAUGCUUGGUACCAUCACUGACCUAUUUGUGCACAGUUAUUUUCUCUCUGAGACUGCUGUAGGAUACCAUGAAAUUCAGAGUAUGAAGGAAAAGUGAGGUACUGAUUUUCCUAUCAAUGUUCGUGAAAAAACAAAUAUAGUUUUGGCCAUUAAUGAAAGCACAGUUUGUGAUUAGGGUUUGUAAGGUGAUUGCUUAAAUUUCUGAUUGUGGUUUGUGCUUCAGGGAAGUAAGCUUGUUGUAUCACUUGCCUUCGUUAGAUGUAAAGAGAAGUAAUUUUAAAACCCUGUCAAGAAGAGUAGUUUGUUAUGUCAUGUAACAGUGAGUAUGUUAAUAUUUGAAGUCGGUGUGCUAAUCCAAGUCCAUCUUUGGGGAGGGGAGGGAGGUCCUUUGUCUAUACAACCACUAUUUAGAAUGAAAAAUUAACGGAAUUUGUAUGUGUCAUUGGUGUAAGAGCAUGACACAGAAGAGAAAUGUGACUGAAUCUUGAACAAAUGAGAUAUGGUAUAAGGUUCAAUUCAAAUUAAAGUGUUUUAUUAAUAUAUAUUGGAAUUAUUAUAACUAUGGUAUCUACUGAUUUAUGUAGUGCAGUGACAUAUUUCUUAGAGUACCACUUCUAAAAUUAAAAAUUGUAAUGUUAAAAUUACAUGAUGUGACACAAAAUGUUCCGUCAUCCAAAAACAGUUCCGCUGAAGUUGUAAAGAAAUUUAUAUUAUUUAUGCUAUUUUCUUUGGAAUAUAUGACUGUUGCAAGGUACCACAUACCACAGUGCUAUACACAGUUUUUGUGUUCCUGCAGUUGAAUGAAAGGAUAAUAUAUUUUAUGCUGUUUUCUAAAAUAUGUUCAUGCUUGAAUAUUAAUAAUAUCUUAAUUGUAUUCUUUUAUGGAUUCCAUGAUUUACAUACCAUUGCAUGACCUCCCUAGAACUUCACCAGUAAUAAUAUAGUUAUCCUGUUUUGCUUGAAAUUUGUAGAUAAAUAUUAUGGACUUCUUUUCCAAGUUUAUAAUUCCAUUGCAGUCUUGCAAGACAUUCUCAGCUGUGUUUAUGUUCGUUGCUCCCUGUAUCGUUUAGAUGUAGUAUAUUUCAUUUGGAAUCAGUAAAAAAGAAUUAAAUGUUUUCUUGUGAAGUUUUUGUAAUGAAGGAAUGAUUGUCAACAAUAUAAUUAAAUUAACCUUAUAUAACGGUAUGUAGUAACUCAUUACUGUAAAAUGUUUUAUCCUCUUUUGAGUCUUAACUUUGUGUCAUGCUUAUAUUGGAACACAGUACUCAGGAAUAAAAAAAAAAAAUUAUGAGCAAGUUAUUUUUAGGUGGAGAUAAAAUUUUGUGAAAGUCUGGUAGUAGUUAUUGAGCAUUAUGUAAGGAUUUUCAGGCAGCCAAUCUGGUAGUAUUCAUCAGCAAGGAUUUGCAAGUGGUCCGUCUUGCAAACUUACUAGAAGAGGAGUUACAGUCCUCAUUCAAGUCAAAGAUGGGUAAAGGUAAAGCUGUCCCUGUUCUUAAUGGAGUAAUCAGAAAUAUUUUCAGUCCAUUCAUAUAAUAGUUUUUAGUGAUGAUCAUUUUACUUGUGGUUUUGAGGAUCAAUGAUAGAUAGGCUUCCUAAAAAUGUCUGUAUUGAUGACAAACAGUUUUAUGGUUUAUAGUUGUUAUGGUUACUGAAAAAGAUGAGUGUGUUAUGGAAUAUUUUCAUAUUGUGCUAAUCUAAUGGCCUUUUCUUUUAUGCAGAUGUGUGUUAAGCAUAUAUUAUACAGAAAGAACAUAUUUAUAUGUAUAUGAGUAAUUUUUGGAAUUGCUUGAUUUAAUUUACAUGUUAAUUGAAACUGUUUAGAAUAUAUGGAAAAUGUUCCUGUAAAUACUGCUAUGCUUGGCAGUACCCCCAGAAAUGUUUAUCCACAUAAUGCCUUAUAUUUAUUUGUUACAAGCAAGCUGGAAUCUUAUGUACAUCAUUGUGCUAACUGCAUGUAUGAGAGGGCAAAUAGAGUUUCCACAGACACAACUGUAUUGCUUUUGUAAGGUGCACAUAUUUUUGAAACUGAAAAAAAAAAUCAGCUUAUUUCUA